Molecule: messenger RNA, 612 nt
Organism: Micromonas commoda
Lineage: Eukaryota; Viridiplantae; Chlorophyta; Mamiellophyceae; Mamiellales; Mamiellaceae
Exons: 1
Molecular function (GO): protein binding
Source: RefSeq, a predicted model, not a curated record
GACGAGCCGCUGGACAAGUACCUCGCGCGCCUGACGCACCUAAAGAUGGACGGGCGGAACAUCGCGCGCAUCGACGCCCUGGGAUGCGCGCCGGGCGUCAGGGUGCUCUACCUGUACGAUAACGCCAUCACUCGCAUCGCCAACCUGGCGCCCCUCGCCAACCUCACGCACCUCUACCUCCAGAACAACGCGCUGACUCGCAUCGAGGGACUGGACACGUGCGCGAACCUGCAGAAGCUCUACCUGGACGGCAACUCCAUCGCGCACGUCGACGGCCUCGACCCGUGUCAGCGGCUGGAGGAGCUGCACGUCAGCGGCCAACGGCUGGGACCGGGGGAGGAGCUCAGGUUCGACGCCGACGCUUGCGCCGCGCUGGCGCGCACGCUCGCCGUGCUCAACGUCGGGCACUGCAACGUGCGGGACGUGAAGCCGCUGAAGGAGCUCGCGUCGCUGCGCAGGCUGGACCUCGAGAACUGCGGCGUCGAGAGCGUGCGCGACCUCGAGCCCGUGCUCUUAAACUGCAAGAGGCUCGUCGAGGUCAAGGUGCUCGGUUGUCCGUUCGCCAAGAACCCCAAGCACAGGGACCACAUCACCCUGCUGUCCGACUCGCUC